Molecule: messenger RNA, 1315 nt
Organism: Phycodurus eques (leafy seadragon)
Lineage: Eukaryota; Metazoa; Chordata; Actinopteri; Syngnathiformes; Syngnathidae
Product: cytokine-inducible SH2-containing protein-like
Exons: 3
Coding region: 179-772 (197 amino acids)
Biological process (GO): intracellular signal transduction; phosphatidylinositol phosphate biosynthetic process
Cellular component (GO): phosphatidylinositol 3-kinase complex
Molecular function (GO): 1-phosphatidylinositol-3-kinase regulator activity
Source: RefSeq, a predicted model, not a curated record
CGCGUGUCAGCCGCACUGAAACGCAAAACCUUUCUGGGAAACAAGAUUCCUGGAACCUUUUGUCAGCUUAACGCGGUCUCACUUGUUUUCUGCGCUCGUGUUUCAGUGAAUUAGGAGCCACAGGAGCUAUUUGUCGUGAUUGUUUCUUCAAACUUUAUGAUUAAUCGUGGUCAAAGACAUGGUUACCACGGCCCAUCCUGUGGACCCCGGUCCAUGCAGCCCACAUGAUGAGGAUAUGUCCUGCAUCGCCACCACCUUCCACUAUUUACACACGUCAGGCUGGUACUGGGGUUCCAUCUCGGCGAGACAGGCUCGGGACAAACUCCUGGCCAAGUCUGAAGGCACGUUCCUGGUGCGGGACAGCAGUCAUCCUAAAUACAUGGUGGCGCUGUCAGUGAUGACCCACUGUGGACCGACCAGUGUCCGAAUACAGUACAAGAGAGGCUCUUUCUGGCUGGACUCCCUCAGUCCUGAGCUGCCUCACCUGCAGUCCUUCCCCAACGUCGUCAGUCUCAUCCAGCGCUACACUGGCUCGGGACACGCACCGCAAGGCCAGACGGCGUCCAUCGGGGACAAACAUGUCCAAUUCCCCCCCGCCAAGGACAGCGCUGUGAUUCUGAAGCUGAUGCGUCCCCUACGCAGGCCAGAGACCUUCCCACGUUUGCAGCACCUGGCACGCCUCACCAUCAACCAAAAUACAAACUGCCCCGACAAACUGCCCCUCCCGAAGCCUCUCCUGGACUACUUGCAUGAUUACCCUUUCCACAUCUGAGGGUCUCAGUAGGCUGAGAUGGGGAUACAUGCGGGGUCAUCGACUCACUUCAUCUGAGAGCCCAGGCAGUCGGUAUUGUGAGAUUAUUCUAACAUUUGCUCAUGGAAAAAAAAAAAAAAAGUGUCAUACUACUGUUGUCCUCCUGAAUUGCUUUGUUUCAUUUUGAGACACAAGGCUUCUGUCACUAUCCUCAAGCCUAUUUCGUUUUGCAAAAUAAAUGUUUUGGCCAUCAAUGGCAAGCAGAUUACGCUAUGUGAAACACUGUAAAACCCUUUGUUUACUUACAUGUGGAAUUAUAUACAGUGGAGCCCCGCAUAUUCACGGGUCAGCACCUAUGGAUUCACCUGAUCACGGAUUAUUUUUUCCAUUUUUUUAAACCCCUGUUUUUCCAAAGAAAAUGCUUAUUGGUGGUAUUUCUCUGCUAAUUCCAGAAUUUUCCUACUCCCCACGAAUCGCGGGGAUCAACUGUAGUCUAAAACACUGUACUGUGUUUGUCCUUUCCAGUGCAUUUUUGACAAAUAAACAAAGGCAUGGCCGACUGGU